AUGGAGUCGGUAAAACAAAGGAUUUUGACCCCAGGGAAAGAGGGACUAAAGAAUUUUGCUGGAAAAUCCCUCGGCCAGAUCUACAGGGUGCUGGAGAAGAAGCAGGAGACCGGGGAGACCAUCGAGCUGACGGAGGAUGGGAAGCCCCUGGAGGUGCCUGAGAAGAAGGCGCCGCUGUGCGACUGCAGGUGCUUCGGUCUGCCCCGUCGCUACAUCAUCGCCAUCAUGAGCGGCCUGGGCUUCUGCAUCUCCUUCGGCAUCCGCUGCAACCUGGGCGUGGCCAUCGUGGACAUGGUCAACAACAGCACCAUCCACCGCGGGGGCAAGGUCAUCAAGGAGAAAGCCAAAUUCAACUGGGACCCGGAAACUGUGGGGAUGAUCCACGGUUCUUUCUUUUGGGGCUACAUCAUCACCCAGAUUCCGGGCGGCUACAUCGCUUCUCGGCUGGCCGCCAACAGGGUUUUUGGAGCUGCCAUACUUCUUACCUCUACCCUGAAUAUGCUAAUCCCAUCAGCAGCCAGAGUGCAUUAUGGGUGUGUCAUCUUUGUUAGGAUACUGCAGGGACUUGUUGAGGGCGUCACCUACCCAGCAUGUCAUGGGAUAUGGAGCAAAUGGGCCCCUCCUCUAGAGAGGAGUAGACUGGCAACCACCUCCUUUUGUGGUUCCUAUGCUGGAGCUGUGAUUGCAAUGCCUUUAGCUGGCAUUCUUGUACAGUAUACUGGCUGGUCUUCAGUAUUCUAUGUCUAUGGAAGCUUUGGAAUGAUCUGGUACAUGUUUUGGCUUUUGGUGUCUUAUGAGAGUCCUGCAAAGCAUCCUACUAUUACAGAUGAAGAACGUAGGUACAUAGAAGAAAGCAUUGGAGAGAGUGCAAAUCUUUUAGGUGCAAUGGAAAAAUUCAGGACUCCAUGGAGGAAAUUUUUUACAUCUAUGCCAGUCUAUGCAAUAAUUGUUGCAAACUUCUGCAGAAGCUGGACUUUUUAUUUAUUGCUUAUUAGUCAGCCAGCAUAUUUUGAGGAAGUCUUUGGAUUUGAAAUCAGCAAGGUUGGCAUGCUAUCUGCUGUGCCACACUUAGUAAUGACAAUUAUUGUGCCUAUUGGAGGGCAGAUUGCAGAUUUUCUAAGAAGCAAGCAAAUUCUUUCAACUACUACAGUAAGAAAGAUCAUGAAUUGUGGUGGUUUUGGCAUGGAAGCAACGCUGCUUCUGGUUGUUGGUUAUUCUCAUACUAGAGGGGUAGCGAUCUCGUUCUUGGUACUUGCAGUGGGAUUCAGUGGAUUUGCUAUCUCUGGUUUCAAUGUUAACCACUUGGAUAUUGCUCCAAGAUAUGCCAGUAUCUUAAUGGGCAUUUCAAAUGGUGUUGGCACAUUGUCAGGAAUGGUUUGCCCUAUUAUUGUUGGUGCAAUGACAAAGAAUAAGUCACGUGAAGAGUGGCAGUAUGUCUUCCUGAUCGCUGCCCUAGUCCACUAUGGUGGAGUUAUAUUUUAUGCAAUAUUCGCCUCAGGAGAGAAGCAACCCUGGGCAGACCCCGAGGAAACAAGUGAAGAAAAAUGUGGAUUUAUCCACGAAGAUGAGCUCGAUGAAGAAACAGGGGACAUUACUCAAAAUUAUAUAAAUUAUGGUACCACCAAGUCUUACGGUGCCACAACACAAGCCAAUGGAGGUUGGCCUAAUGGUUGGGAAAAGAAAGAGGAAUUUGUACAAGAAGACGUACAAGACUCAUACACUUAUAAGGACCGAGGUAAUUAUUCAUAA
Molecule: messenger RNA, 1749 nt
Organism: Eubalaena glacialis (North Atlantic right whale)
Lineage: Eukaryota; Metazoa; Chordata; Mammalia; Artiodactyla; Balaenidae
Gene: SLC17A6
Product: solute carrier family 17 member 6
Exons: 12
Coding region: 1-1749 (582 amino acids)
Biological process (GO): neurotransmitter loading into synaptic vesicle; transmembrane transport; synaptic transmission, glutamatergic
Cellular component (GO): synaptic vesicle membrane; excitatory synapse
Molecular function (GO): L-glutamate transmembrane transporter activity; neurotransmitter transmembrane transporter activity
Source: RefSeq, a predicted model, not a curated record